AUGCGCACACUAUUUUCCACAUUCAUGUCCCACUUCAUUCGCCAAACCUCGUUUGACGUGGACUACGCCCCCGCUAAGAUAUCCAAAUGGAAGUCUUCCCGGACUGGUCUACUGCUCACCUAUAUCGACCAGCCGUCCCCGGUGGUCAACGGCUACUUUGCUGUUGCUACUGAGAUUGAAAACGACUCUGGCUGUCCUCAUACCCUCGAGCAUUUGGUGUUCAUGGGGUCGAAAAAGUUCCCUUAUAAAGGUCUUCUUGACAGUUUGGGAAAUCGCUUCUUUUCCAGCACAAAUGCUUGGACUGCUGUGGACCAAACCGUUUACACAUUGACCACCGCAGGCUGGGAAGGCUUCAAGACGCUUUUGCCCAUCUACUUGGAUCAUUUGCUCAACCCUACUUUGACAGACGAGGCGUGCCUCACGGAGGUCUAUCAUAUAGAUGGUCAUGGUAAGGAAAAGGGUGUUGUUUUCAGCGAAAUGCAGGGUAUCGAGAGCCAGUCUUGGUUUAUUUCGUACAUGAACUUGCAAAAGACCUUGUAUGACGAGUCCUCGGGCUACUCUUCAGAAACUGGAGGUCUCAUGGCCGAGUUGCGUCAUUUGACCAAUGAUCAGAUCAGACUGUUUCACAAGGCCAUGUACAACCCCAACAACCUCUGUGUUGUGAUCACAGGCUCAGUUGAAGAGUCAGAGUUAUUGGAUAUCAUGGCCAAAUUUGACUCCGAAUUAGAAUCAUUGCCCGCAAUUCCCCAAAAAAGACCUUUUGUGGAUUCUGCCCCUGUGGAGCCACUCAAAAAGGCUAUCAAAAAGAGGGUAGAAUUUCCAGACAAAGACGAAUCCAUGGGAGAGAUCGUCAUUGGGUGGGUUGGUCCUGAAAGCGGUGCUACUUUAGAGAACAUGGCGGUGGACAUGGUGGGUAGCUAUCUCACGGACUCACCUAUUUCCUUGUUGAACAAGCAUCUUGUUGAGAUCGAGGAUCCGUUAGCUACUGAAAUAGACUACGGUACCGACGACUACUCCCGCACGGGAUUGAACUUGACAUUAGGAGGUGUUCCCACGGACAAGUUGGAUCUCGUGGAUGCCAAAAUCAAGGAAUUACUCAAGGAACAGACGGAAGAAAAGAACUUUGACUUGGCCUACAUGAAACAGGUAGUUAACCAGCAAAAGCUUAAGUUUGUUGCCAGUACUGAAAGGUCUGCUAACACUUUUUCCAACAUUGCCAUUCUGGAGUUCAUUUAUGGUAAACCAGACGGCUCUGAUUUGGCUAGAUGGGUCAAGGACCUUCGAGAAUUCGAUCAGUUGGCUACCUGGUCAGCUUCCCAAUGGUGUAAGAUUAUCAGAGAAUAUUUUGUGGAAAAUCACAGCGCUUCUAUCAUCGGAGUUCCUUCUGCUGCACUCAAUAACUCUGUCAAGGCCAGAAAUAAGGAGAGAGCUAGAGCCAUCAAGGAAAAAUAUGGAGAUGAGGGUCUUGCUAGAUUGGGCGAAGCUUUGGAUGCUGCCCAAAGGAAGAACGAUAUGCCUAUACCUGAUGAAGUUCUUGUUCAAUUUGGCAAGCCCGAUCCUUCGAAGAUUGAAUUUAUUGACACAAACUCCUACCGUGCCGGCUCUAACGAUCUGAAAUUGGAUAUAUACCGUUCCGAGGGACCAUUCGUGAAGACCUUAGCCAAGGAUACUCCUGAAAAGUUUCCGUUGUACUUGCACUUUGAGGACUUCAAAUCACAGUUUGCUACUAUCCACUUGGUGAUGUCAUCCACUACUGUCCCGGCACCUUUAUUGAAGUACUUCUCUGUCAUUGAAGAGAUCUUCACAUUAUCUAUCAAGCUUCCAAAUGGCCAGUACAAGCCAUACGAGGAAGUAAUUGCUGAAAUCAAUGACGACCUUAUUGAAUUCCAAUUUGACAAUGGUUUCGACAGUAAUUUCGUGGAACUCAUGAGUGUCAAAGUCAAGUUUGAGGUAAAGAAGUACAACAGAGCCAUCGAGUGGUUGAUCAAUGUAUUGAAAUACUCCGUGUUCGAGGAGUCCAGAUUGAGGGUGAUUGUCGAGAAAAUCAUUAACUCCUUGCCCGACAAGAAGAGAAACGACGAGUUGAUGAUGUACUCCUCUGAAUAUCGUACGGUUUACACAGACGAGUCGAUCAGAAAAGCCCAGGACUCUAUCAAUACGGAGGACUUCUACAGAGAGAUGCUCCAGAAGCUCGAUGAUGGAAAAUUUGAAGAAAUUGAAGCAGACCUCAACACCAUCAGAAAGUGUCUCUUCAAUCUUCCCAACAUGAAGGCUAUUAUUAUCGGAGGGUGCACUGGACUUGACAAACCCGUUUCUAUGUGGGAAUCAUUUGUUGAGCAGUUCAAGGAUGAAUCCACCAACGAGCCAACGUUUGACCUCGCAAACUUCCCUAGAUCUUUCCAGUUCAGAACCGAAGUUGGCCAGAAAUGUUCUCGAAAUGCCUUCCUCGUAUCUUCAUCCGCAGGAGAAACGACACAUCUCCUCUCGUUGACACCAAUUCCUUCCGAAUAUCUCAAUGAAGAUAUCUUCAAGAUCGCGCUUGCCAGUGAAUUCUUGGGAGGUGUUGAAGGACCUUUCUGGAGAGGAAUCCGUGGAACGGGCCUUGCUUACGGAGCCAGUUUCCGUCGUAUAAUCGAGUCCGGAUACUUGAGUUUUUCAAUUUACAGAGGUUCUGAUGCUCAAGAGGCAUGGACAACAGGAAAGAAGAUUAUUGCAGACUAUGUUUCUGGAGAACUCAUAAUUGAUGCGAUCAGCAUCGAAAACUCCAUUGCCGCCAUCGUCAACGAGCUUGCCAAUGGAGAGGCCAAUCCUUACGAUGCAUCGACUACCAAAAUCAUUGAUAAUAUUUUCAAAAAGAGAGGUUCUCACUACAUCAAGUACUUCUUGGAAAGACUCAAUACCUACACAAGUGAAGAUCUAGUGUACAUAAUGAAGAAGUACUUCCUUCCACUAUUUGAGGCAGACACCUCGCUCAUUUUCAGUUGUUUGCCUUCAACUGCAACUGGUGGAUUCGUUGAUUUCUUAAAGAGUGAAGGAUACGAGGUCAGUGUGGAAGAAAUUGCAACCACAGGUCACGAAGAGGACGGAUCUGACUGCGGAUCUGAUUGUGAGUCUGAUUGCAGCAGCUGCGACGAAAGCGAAGAAGAAGAUUAG
Messenger RNA from Sungouiella intermedia, 3153 nucleotides. The record is from the annotation of a GenBank genome assembly. Lineage: Eukaryota; Fungi; Ascomycota; Pichiomycetes; Serinales; Metschnikowiaceae.